Molecule: messenger RNA, 2335 nt
Organism: Diachasmimorpha longicaudata
Lineage: Eukaryota; Metazoa; Arthropoda; Insecta; Hymenoptera; Braconidae
Product: anillin-like
Exons: 3
Coding region: 138-2330 (730 amino acids)
Biological process (GO): septin ring organization; actomyosin contractile ring assembly; mitotic cytokinesis
Cellular component (GO): actomyosin contractile ring
Source: RefSeq, a predicted model, not a curated record
UCCACCAGGAUCAGCUUGUGAAGUUGAUCGUGAGAACAAAGACUCAUGAAAAUUCAAUUUCGGUAUUACAUCCCCCCCCCCCAACCCCAGAAUUAAUCUAUCACCGAGGGAAUGACCUCAGAAAGGUCCCCAUCCUCAUGUUUACAUUCAGUCGUAACACCAGUCCCAAACCCUCGAGUGUUUCCUCCAAUUUCACAACUAAAAUUUCCAAAAUGGCGAUGAGAAAACCCCCCACAUUCACCGAGAGAAUGCUGAGAAGGGCCUCAUCACGUACCCUCCCUCGUCAGCAGAAGGUGAUAGAGGCGAUACAGGACGAAGUACCUGUUCCAGAAGCUGUUGUCGUCACCGAGACAAAGGACAAUUCCCUGAUCUCCGCAUUGUCGACUGAGAUCAAGAACUUGGAACGACAAAUCCAGACUUUGGAGAUGGAGAGGGCAGAGCUGUCCCUGGACCCAUCGACGAGCAUUCAAUCCCCAUCGUCGAGGGUUGAAGACGUCCAGGAGCUGCCUCCAGAGGCUGAGGCAACUGGGGAUGAGACAAAGGGCAUCAUCGAAACCCCUAAACUCCCCAGGAAGGCCCUCAGACCCAACAUGGAGUCCACCAGGACUUCGCUGCUGAUCGAUGAUCCAGGUCCCACAAGUGCUGAGACCCAGAACCCAAUGCAGGAGAGCACGAUAUCCUCAAUCAGAGAUGGAGAGGGUGGUGAUAAGGGGGUGCCCGACGAGGUGAAGAAUUUUCUGGAUGUUGCUCUUGGGGAUGAGCUGAAUAACACGACUGUGACUUAUGGGGAACAGUCUGGGGGAAAGGAUCGAACUAAUUCCCAUUUCAACGCCAGUGAAUUGAUAUCUGAAGAGAGGUCACCCCUUGACAGAAGGACAACUAGUCUCAGGAAGGACGAGAAGAAACCUGAGGUGGUGGGGGAGGAGGGGGUGGCCAAGGAGACAAAGGACACUGGCACCAUCAACAGAAGUUUGAGGUUCUACAGGUCAUUGUCCCAAAGAAUUAAGAAAAAAAUCAGAUCUACCUUGAAACGAAGAUCUCCAGAGGUAACUACCCCCCCGACCCCUCCCCAGAGGUUAAUCCUGGAGGACAAGGGACGAGAGAAUGUCCCAGAUGUUAUCCUGCGACGUAUUACGAUGCAGCAAAGUGUCAUUGAACAAGCUGGCAAAGCACUGGCUGUCUGUCGUGCUAACAAAGAAUUUGCUGGUAGUUCAGAGGAAGCUGAAUCAGAACGUCUGCUUCUCAUUGGGGAAAUUCGUAAGUGUUUACUUCAGGAUGAGUUCUACAGACUGAGCAGACGAUCAGGGGAGACUUCACGUCUGGAAGAGGCCUUGGAGAUCGCAGAAUGUGCACAAGUGACUGUUCAACAUGUUAAUUUGAGCCUUCGUGAGUGUCUCAUGAGGGAGCCAUCACCUGGGGACAUCAGUGAGUGGUUUGUUGUCGUUGUCAUCGAGGGAACUAAUGUCUGGGGGAGUUCACCAGUUCCUCGGCCUUUGGAGUCUUUGGUUUUGGAGGUUAAGGAUUUUAUCUGCAGAAUUGAGAACUUGAAACCCAAUUUCAAGAUCAUCCUGAAGAUCUAUGCACUGAAGCUGAAGUCUGGGGAGGUUUUUAAUCAUGAAGAGAAGUAUCAUAUUGUGCCUUCUAGACUGGGGAACACCUUCGCCUGUCCCUCGCCCACGAAGUUCUUGAAGAAAAUGGAAAAACACGCGUCACCCAGGGGGGGUCAGCAGACCCAGAGCAUUUCAUCUUCUUUUGUCAAUUGUGGACAAGUGAAUUUUGGCCUGAAUGACCUGGGCCUGUCAUCUCCAUGGCCACUGACUGGUGUUCCUAAUGAGUCUGUUCUCCUGGGGACAAUCGAUGUUAAUUUGUCCUGCAGACUUCGCCUGUCUGUCUCUCAUCAGGGAUUCGUUAAUUAUGGAGGUGAGGCUGGAGGGUCUGUUGUCUGGAACAGGAGGUGGUGUGUUCUCAAGGACAGUAUGAUGAUGUUCUGGAAUUAUCCCAGGGAACAGGAGUCCAAGGCACCUGUCACGAGCAUUGACCUGUCUCACUGCACUGAUGCAGUUGUUUCAGAAGUUGAUAGAGAACUUUGUGCUAAACCUAGAACUAUUGUCAUGGAGACUGUGAGGAUGCGAGAGGUGGGGGAUGUCGACAGUAUGUUAAUUAGUUGCAGACAGCGUUACGCAGUCCAGAGACAUUUGUUGUCUUACGACACCAGGACAGACCUUGACGAAUGGAAAACGAUGAUCAAUCAGGUGAUCACUGCAUUGAGACAAUGGAAUGUCACUGUCAUGAAGGACCCCCCCACGUCUCCGAUGAUUUCCGAAAUUUAAAUGAA